Molecule: messenger RNA, 699 nt
Organism: Prunus avium (sweet cherry)
Lineage: Eukaryota; Viridiplantae; Streptophyta; Magnoliopsida; Rosales; Rosaceae
Source: RefSeq, a predicted model, not a curated record
AUGAGGUCGUGGGAUCAUUGGGUUGAAGAGGCUCUUCAGAAACUCCAGCACCUGCAACUCGUUGGGUCUCUCAGGCCCAUUCACCUCCAUAGUGCACCAGCUCUAAAAGCCCAAAAACCUAUUGAAGAUGACUUCAAUGUGUUCGAUGAACUGCAACCAUGGGAUCGAUCCGCUGUGCAGGUUCAAAUUACUGAAGCCACAUUCCAAAAAUGGGUCCAUGACAUUCCCAGUUCAGGUAGGGUUCAGUUCAACCAUUUCUCACUUAGUUUCAAAAAGCUGCUACUAUUUUCUACGAAUGAUUAUUUGGGCUUGGGUUCACAUCCUACUAUUGGAAAAGCUGCAGCUAAGGUUGCCCUAGAACACGGAAUGGGCCCAAGGAGUUCUGCUUUAAUCUGUGGAUAUACUGAUUACCAUAGGUUACUCGAGUCAUGCCUGGCAGACUUGAAGGAGAAAGAGGAUUGUCUUCUUUGUCCAACGGGAUUUGCAGCCAAUACGUCCUUGAUGGUAGCUUUGGGAUCUAUUGGCACUCUCUUGGCUGCUGGCAAAACACCUUUACCUGAUGAAAAGAUUGCCAUUUUUUCUGAUGCACUGAACCAUGCGUCAAUAAUUGAUGGUAUUCGUAUUGCUGACAAGCAAAAGUCUGUACAGAUAUUCGUCUAUAGACAUUGUGACAUGAAUCACCUUGAUGCCUUGUUGUAA